CACUCGCACACACUGAUGCUGGUUGUCGCGGCGACACGUACACGGUUCAGGUAGGACCGUUUGGGGACGGCUAAGGAGAGAACGUGGUUUCCGUAGUAACCACCCCAGCUGCCCUCCUCCACCCCUCUCUCUCUCUCUUUCUUUCUUUCUCUCCUUCAGUCGUUCACUUGUGCCUGGUGAUGAUGGUGUCACCAUCCAUCUCUCUUUCUCUCUCCCACCCUCUUUCUUUCUUUCUCUGUAUCUUCUUCUUCUCUCUGGAUAUGGUUCCUUGAGCAGCCAAUGACAAAGGCUGGAGGAGAGCAAACGGAGUAGUCCUUUUUUUUUUCUUUCUGGACGGAAUUCUUCUCUUCCACUCUUCAUUGGUGGAAUUUUUUGGAAUCUUUUGAGGAAUUGGAAUUCUUGUUACAUAUUCUGGACAUUUGUGUGAGUGAGUGAGUGUGUUUGUGUGAGUGUGUGUGUGUGUGUGUAUGGUUGCUGUGGGGACGUGGCUGAUGCUUGAUAAUGGCUCAUGCGGCGUCUCAGAUUAAGAAGAAUAAAGAUGUGGAUGUUAACGCACUGGAGGAUGAAAAGGAAAGGAAAAGGAAGAGCAGGAAACACUCAAAGGAUCAAAAGAAAAAGUCGGACAGCAAUGCAAGUUAUCUGCGGGCAGCAAGGGCAGGGAACCUUGAGAAGGUCCUCGACUACCUAAAGACUGGUGUCGACAUCAACAUCUGUAAUCAGAAUGGGUUGAAUGCAUUGCACCUGGCGUCCAAAGAGGGGCAUGUGGACGUGGUGGCCGAGCUGCUCAAACUGGGCGCCAACGUAGAUGCAGCAACCAAGAAAGGAAACACGGCGCUGCACAUCGCCUCACUGGCGGGACAGGCGGAAGUGGUGAGAGAGCUAGUGACCAAUGGGGCCAACGUCAAUGCACAGAGCCAGAAUGGCUUUACCCCACUGUACAUGGCUGCACAGGAAAACCAUCUGGAUGUGGUGCGCUUCCUCUUAGAGAACAACUCCAGCCAGAGCAUUGCCACAGAGGAUGGCUUUACGCCGUUAGCCGUAGCCCUGCAGCAGGGUCAUGAUCAGGUGGUUUCUCUGUUGUUAGAGAAUGACACGAAAGGUAAAGUCCGUCUGCCUGCACUUCACAUCGCAGCUCGCAAGGACGACACCAAAUCGGCAGCUCUGCUUCUUCAGAAUGACCACAACGCGGAUGUCGAGUCUAAGAUGAUGGUGAAUAGAACAACAGAGAGCGGUUUCACUCCUCUCCACAUUGCUGCCCACUAUGGAAACAUCAACGUAGCAACACUACUGUUAAAUAGAGGAGCAGCAGUGGACUUCAUGGCAAGGAAUGACAUCACUCCACUGCAUGUGGCGGCUAAGAGAGGGAAUGGCAACAUGGUUAAGUUGCUGCUGGACCGAGGAGCGAAAAUUGAUGCCAAGACCAAGGAUGGUUUGACCCCUCUGCAUUGCGGCGCACGCAGUGGACAUGAGCAGGUUGUUGAGAUGCUGCUGGACAGGGGAGCUCCCAUCUUGUCCAAGACGAAAAACGGUCUGUCUCCGCUGCACAUGGCGACCCAAGGGGAUCACCUGAACUGUGUCCAGCUGCUCCUUCAGCACAAUGCCCCCGUGGAUGAUGUCACCAACGAUUACCUGACGGCACUGCAUGUGGCUGCUCACUGCGGACAUUACAAAGUGGCCAAAGUCAUUGUAGAUAAGAAGGCCAACCCUAAUGCUAAAGCCCUGAACGGUUUCACACCCCUUCAUAUUGCCUGUAAGAAGAACCGAAUGAAGGUGAUGGAGCUGCUGCUGAAACACGGGGCAUCACUGCAGGCGGUUACUGAGUCGGGGUUGACGCCCAUCCAUGUUGCUGCAUUUAUGGGUCAUGAGAACAUAGUGAAACAGCUCACGCACCAUGGAGCCUCACCCAACACCACCAAUGUGAGAGGUGAAACAGCAUUGCACAUGGCAGCAAGAGCCGGACAGGCUGAUGUUGUCAGAUACCUGCUACAGAAUGGUGCUAAAGUGGACAUCAAAGCCAAGGAUGACCAAACAGCCCUGCAUAUAGCUAGCCGUCUGGGAAAAGUAGAGAUUGUGCAGCAGUUGCUGCAGAAGGGGGCGUUACCCAAUGCUGCCACCACCUCCGGCUACACCCCUCUCCACCUCGCCGCCCGUGAGGGACAUCAGGAGAUAGCAGCACUCCUGCUGGAGCAGGGAACAUCACUCUCUGCAGCAACUAAGAAAGGGUUCACUCCCCUGCAUGUGGCUGCAAAGUAUGGGCAGUUGGAAGUGGCCAAUCUUCUGCUGCAGAAGAAAGCUGCCCCGGAUGCUGCAGGAAAGACUGGGUUAACACCGCUGCAUGUGGCUGCUCACUAUGAUAAUCAGAGAGUGGCUCUGUUACUCCUGGACCAGGGAGCAUCUCCUCAUUCUGCUGCGAAGAAUGGCUACACACCUCUCCACAUCGCAGCUAAGAAGAAUCAGUUGGAGAUUGGGACAACGUUGCUGGAAUAUGGGGCGGAGUGUAACACAGUGACCCGUCAGGGCAUCAGCCCCCUCCACCUCGCCGCACAAGAGGGCAGCGUAGACCUCGUAUCCCUGCUGCUCACCAAACAGGCUAAUGUUAAUAUGGGCAAUAAGAACGGUCUCACGCCGCUGCACCUGGCUGCACAGGAUGACAGGGCAGGCGUUGCUGAAGUGCUGUUGAAUCAUGGAGCAGAAAUUGAUGCCCAAACCAAGAGUGGUUACACUCCGUUGCAUGUGGCGUGUCACUAUGGCAACAUUAAGAUGGCCAACUUCCUGUUAGAGAAUCAGGCCAAGCCUAAUGCCAAAACAAAGAACGGUUACACACCUCUUCAUCAAGCAGCGCAGCAAGGCCACACCCACAUCAUUAAUAUGCUGCUUCAAUACGGAGCUUCGCCCAAUGAGCUCACAGUGAAUGGGAACACAGCUCUCUCCAUCGCCCGACGACUGGGAUACAUCUCCGUAGUGGACACGUUAAGAGGAGUUACAGAUGAAAACCUCACUGCCACGCCUGUAACUGAGAAACACAAGAUCAACGUCCCGGAGACCAUGAAUGAGUUCCUCGACAUGUCUGAUGAUGAAGCUGUGAAAGAUCAUGAAGCUCAGGCUGAUGAGGAAGAAGGUGAAGAUGCGAUGACCGGCGAGACUGAGAAAUAUCUUCGGCCACAGGACCUGAGGGAGUUAGGGGAUGACUCCUUACCGCAGGAGGGGUACAUGGGUUUCAGUAUUGGAGCCCGCUCUGCCAGUCUGCGCUCCUUCAGCUCAGACAGGUCCAACACUCUGAACAGAAGCUCCUUCGCUCGGGACAGCAUGAUGAUUGAAGAGAUGCUGGCGCCCACCAAAGACACGCACCUUGCAGUGACUCGUGAAUACAACAACGAGUGUAUGCGGCGGUACAGUUGGACCCCUGAUACAGUGGACCACUCGCAUAACACUGUCUGCAGUCCUGUGCAUUCUGGCCCUUCCUCCCCGCUUCCUCAGUAUGACUCCAGGUUUCUAGUGAGUUUCAUGGUGGAUGCUCGGGGCGGGUCGAUGAGAGGAAGUCGUCAUGAUGGGAUGCGUAUAAUCAUUCCACCUAGAAAGUGUCCAGCACCAACACGAAUCACCUGCCGCCUAGCAAAGCGACACCGCCUGGCGUACCCACCCCCUAUGGUGGAGGGAGAGGGUCUUGUGAGCAGGCUGGUGGAGAUGGGGCCAGCAGGGGCACAGUUUUUGGGGCCUGUGAUAGUUGAAAUUCCUCAUUUUGGCUCCAUGCGGGGAAAGGAAAGAGAGCUGAUCGUGCUACGCAGCGAUAAUGGAGAAACCUGGAAAGAACAUCAUUAUGACUGUAAAGUGACAGAGCUCACCUCCAUCCUCAAUGGCAUGGAUGAGGAGAUGGACAGUCCAGCAGAGCUGGAGAAAAAACGUAUCUGCCGCAUCAUCACAAAAGAUUUCCCACAGUACUUUGCGGUGGUGUCACGCAUCAAACAAGAAAGUGAUUACAUGGGACCAGAGGGCGGAGUCCUGAGCAGUGAGGCGGUUCCCAUGGUAAAGGCUGCCUUUCCCCAGGGAGCGCUUACGAAGAAGAUUCGUGUUGGGCUACAGGCACAGCCAGUGCCAGAUGACAUUGUGCGGACGAUCACUGGUAACCGUGCGUCCUUCAGUCCAAUUGUUACUGUGGAGCCCAGAAGGAGGAAAUUCCACAAGCCCAUCACCAUGACAAUCCCUGUGCCGCCCAGAUCCAAAGAGGCUGUUGCUAACGGACGCAAAGGAGAACCUGCCCCCUGCCUUAGACUGCUCUGUAGCAUUACAGGUGGAACAUCCCCUGCACAGUGGGAAGACAUCACUGGGACCACUCCACUCUCCUUUGUCACAGACUGUGUUUCCUUCACCACAAAUGUGUCUGCAAGAUUUUGGUUGGCAGACUGUCAGCAGAUCAGCGAGACAGUGGGUUUAGCUUCUCAGUUGUACCGAGAGCUGAUCUGCGUUCCAUAUCUGGCCAAGUUUGUCGUGUUUGCUAAAAUGAUCGACCCUGUAGAAUCCCGCUUGCGUUGUUUCUGCAUGACUGACGACAAAGUUGAUAAAACUCUGGAGCAGCAGGAGAACUUUGAGGAGGUGGCAAGGAGCAAAGACAUUGAGAUUCUGGAGGGUAAGCCCAUUCAUGUAGAAUGCUACGGCAACAUCGCUCCUCUGGCAAAGAGUGGUCAGCAACUCAUCUUCAACUUUUAUGCCUUCAAAGAGAACCGACUCCCAUUCAAUAUCAAGGUCAGAGAUAUGGGCCAAGAGCCAUGUGGGAGAAUCUCAUUCCUCAGAGAACCUAAAAUCGCAAAAGGCCUGCCACAGAGUGCAAUCUGCAACCUUAACUUUACACUGCCAACACACAGGAAGGAAAUGGAGUCGGAUCCUGAUGAUGAGAAUGACAAAGAUCGACGACAUACCUUUGCCUCAUUAGCAUUGCGAAAACGCUACAGCUAUCUGGCCGAUCCAGCAUCCAAAACAGCUGAAAGAGGCCAUAACACCACCACUCCAAAAACCACGCCGCAGCCUUCUGGCUACGCUUACAAGCCUGUCUUUACGACGCGCUCCUACCAGGCCUGGGCGACAAGCUCUCCCGUCAACGUCCCCAGCCAGACGAAGUCUGGAUUUGGCUCCCUCUCCAGCUCGUCAUCCAACACCCCCUCAGCCUCCCCACUGAGGUCGGUGUGGUCUGUGAACUCUGCCUCUCCUAUCAAAUCCAUUAUUGGAGGUUCACCAGCGUCUUCCAUCAAAUCUGCCAGCGACGUUGCAUCACCGAUUCGAUCCUACAGAACAAUCUCCUCACCAAUUAAAACUGUAGUUCAAGGUGCCCAGUAUCCAGUCCAAGCCUCCCCCACCCUUCUGUCCUCCCCGGGCAAGAGUGCCCCUGAUCCAGUUUCAAUUAAAGGCCUAACAGGGCUCUCAGCCAGGACAUCUCCUGUACCAUCUGGAACCUUGCUGGAAAGAUCCUCUAUUGCUAUGACUCCUCCAGCCUCACCUAAGUCUUCACUAAACAUGUACAGCUCAAGUUUGCCAUAUAAGUCUGUCGUAACCUCUAACCCUCCAGCAACCUGCUCCCCCAUUAAAACUGUCCCGGGAUUCUCCUCUAUUAGAACCAGCACUGAUGCCUCUGCCAGAGGAUUUCUGUCAUCCCUGUCCUCACCAUUGAAAUCCGGCUCAGCCACUACAGCAGCUGCGCUGAUCAAUGGGACAGUUUCCCCAACCAAAUAUCGCUCCUCCUCCCCAACAACCCAUCUUACCAGCACCCUGCAGGAAAGAAUUCAAGCCACAACAAAUGCAGCAACAACGAGUGUAAACGCUGCCUUUGAUGAGGUGGAAAAAACUUUUAAUUCCUGCUCUGCUGGUUAUGGCACACUAAAGUCAGUGUCCUCCACUCCCUCGUCCUCUUACCAGUCUAUACGUUCCUCUGCAUCCAGCUCACUGUAUGCCUCUCUCAGAUCCCCUCCGAAUUCAACCACAUCUGUAACUUCCAGCACUAUUACAGUCCCUGUCUAUUCCGUUAUAAAUGUCUUACCUGAACCUCAGUUUAAAAAGCUCCCUGAAGUCUCAAUGUCAACAGCUGCUCUCCUGUCCCCCAGAAAGGCCAUGCCCCAAGAGGUCAAUGCCCAGACUCAGUCCUCUUUUGCCAGAACUCUGUCUCCCGUCAAGACUCCAAUGCACAUGUCCCCCGGAACAAUCAAAUCUGCUACCUCUUCAUCACCUCUGUCCAACAGCCAGGAGAUACUAAAAGAUGUGGCCGAAAUGAAGGAGGACUUAAUCAGAAUGUCUGCAAUUUUGCAAACUGAUACAAAUUCAAGCUCCAAAGGUUAUCAUUCUGACUCUAAGGAGCAUAAAGUGGAAGAUGAGGAGCCUUUCAAAAUUGUAGAGAAAGUCAAACAGGACCUUGUCAAAGUCAGUGAAAUUCUUAGCAAGGAUGUUUUGAGAGAGAGUAAGGCAAAUAUUAAAAACAGCAAAACAGAAGAUGUCCUAGAGGAUGACAUAGACGAUAAUCCACAAAAUGAAUGGAGAUGCCCCCCUCGAUAUGAAACAUUAGCCCCUCAAGUCAAAACAAAACAAGUAUCUGACAGAGAUUUUAACCUUGCAAAAGUUGUUGAUUACCUAACCAAUGACAUUGGCACAAGUUCUCUUUCUAAAAUAGCAGAGGCUAAACAAAGAACAGAGGAAGCAAGGAGAGAAGGAGAGGAGAAACAAAAACGUGUCCUGAAACCUGCAAUGGCAUUACAGGAGCACAAGCUCAAAAUGCCUCCAACCAAUAUGCGCCCCUCACCUUCAGAAAAAGAACUUUCAAAGCUAGCCGAUGCAUUGUUUGGCCCUGAAAUCGCACUAGACUCUCCUGAUGACGUCUCCCAUGACCAAGACAAGAGUCCACUUUCAGACAGUGGGUUUGAAACCCGCAGUGAGAGAACUCCCUCUGCCCCCCAAAGUGCAGAAGGAAUGGGGCCCAAAGGUCUCUUCCAGGAGAUUCCUCCUGUCAUCACUGAAACACGCACAGAGGUCGUACAUGUCAUAAGGAGCUAUGAGCCUCCAGAGGAUCCUAAGGAGCCGGCAUUGGAAGAUGCUAGAAUGACAAAGCCUCCACUGCGAUGUGCAGACACUGAGCCUCGAUCACCUGGUGGGUCCAUCAAAGAAAGAGUUAAAGCUUACCAAGCCAGAGUCAAUGCGGAGGAUGAUGUGAUGAGCAAAGGUAUGCGGGUCAAAGAGGAGACUCACAUAACAACAACAACAAGAAUGGUAUACCACAAACCCCCAGUUAAAGAGGCUGCAUCCGAGAGGAUGGAGGAGACCAUGUCUGUACGAGACAUAAUGAAGGCCUUCCAAUCUGGGAAGGAUCCAUCUAGAGAGUUAACAGGCCUGUUUGAGCACAAAAGCAGCAGUGAAGGGGCAGAUCCAUCUGUUAGGCCUCUAGACCCAAUGCCCAAGGUUGAGCGUAUCAUUGAGGUUCACAUUGAGAAAGGCAACAAAGCUGAACCAACUGAAGUAAUUAUCAGAGAAACAAAAAAUCACCCUGAGAAGGAAAUGUACAUAUAUCAGGGCAAAAGUGGCAUGAAGGAACUGCAACAUAGGAUGAGCAGUGAGCAACGUGACAGCAUAGAACCUGAAGAAUCUCUUCCUUGUUAUCUGGACUCCAGAAUACAUGUGCCUGUCUCUGUGGAGGAUGAUAAGACCUUGAAAUUGCUUAGUCAGCAGUCAGUGGAGUACCAUGAUGAUGAAUCAUCUGAAACGAGAGGAGAAUCAUACAAAUUUGCAGAGAAAAUGCUCCUGUCAGAAAAAUUUGACUCUUCCCAUUCAGACUCAGAUGAAUCUGUGAUUGAUAGGUCUCGAUAUUAUGGUGAGGGAACACAAGGUGGCUCAAUUAGAGAAUUCAUGCUAAAGCCUGAUAGGUCAGGUCGAUCAUCAGAAGAUGACAAUUAUGACAAACUCACUUUGCUGCAGUAUGCUUCUGAUCCUGACAGUCCAAAAAAGUCUAUUUGGAUGAGAGUUUCCGAAGAUGGGCAGAGUAAAAGCAGAGACAAUCACAAGUAUGGGGACAGAGUAGACAGAACUGUCAAAGAGGCAGAAGAAAAACUUAGCGAAGUCUCACAGUUCUUUCGUGAUAAAACUGAAAAACUGAAUGAUGAGCUUCAGUCCCCUGAAAAGAAGCAUCGCAGACAAGAUGCAAGGGAGACUCGUUCUGGCCCCAGCUCAACAUGUAGUAGCCCAGAGAGGUCAAUGCACAGGAAUGGAGGUACUGGAGAGGACUGGAGUAGAGACAGGUUUAGGGAUAAAUAUGAUUGCCAUGACAGAAAAUGUGCCAGUCUACCAAGCAGUCCUGAAAGACGAGUUUUGCUUCGAUACAAUGAUGACCCAAAAAAGGGAGACAGCUCAUCUGCAAGCAGUGCAAGUGAAUCGUCUAAAUACUUCCAGCCCUCAACAUCUAAGGUUAGCUCGGUGAGAAUGAAAUUUGAAUCAGAGGUCCAGAAACAAGAUAAAGGUCCACAGUGGGGACACACUUCAGGAUCCCCAGUGAGGAAGCUGCAGGAAAGUAAGCUGCCUGUUUAUCAAGUUUUUGCAGGGGGGAAUCCCCCAAAGUCAACAGAGUCUUCAGAAAGUGAGAGAAGCCCCAAAAAAGAUAGUGAGGGUGGGCACAGUUACAAUGUUCGAAAGGCUCAAGUGUUUGCCCAGAAUCAACAGAGUGAAAGACAGAGAAAUAGGUCAGAUAACUCUUCACCGAAACAUCACCACAAUGUUUACAGUAAUGAGCAAAUUGCCAGUGAAGACAGAAAAAUAUACAAAACUUGGGAAAACCAUGGCAAUGGGCAGCUGAAAGGCCAAAAGACAAAGCUCACUCAUACUCUAGUGCAUGAUAGGCAAAAGGAUGACUCACAGAAUGAGACGAAAGAAGAAACAACUAAAAAGAUAAUUUACACAGAGCUUGUAAUUCGAGAAGACCCUAGUAAUACUGAAAAAUGCAAUGGUGCUCUAAAAAAAAACUCGGAAUCACAAAUUCCUGUUAGGGUUUCAUCUAGUUUCAUAGACCAUCAUCAAAGUAGUACUUUAAAGUUAGAUUCCUCCAUCAAAUCUGAAAGAACAGGGUCUCACAUAGCCAGAAAUACACAGCACCCUAAUUCGGGUGCUAGCAAAUCACCUAGUGAUGUGUCAUCUGUAGUGAACUCAGAUUCUAGCAGGCAGAUUGUGAAUAUAGUCUGUAAUGGUGUGGAUGAUAACCAAGUUGAGUAUAUCGAAAAAGUGACCCCAGGUGUCACUGCGGACAUUAAACCUCUUCCUGUUUAUGUCAGCAUUCAAGUAGGUAAACAGUACGAGAAAGAAACUGCUACUGGCCAGUUAAGCACUUACAAAAAAGUUGUGAGCCAUGAGAGCAGGACAGUACAUGAAACACGUGGAGCGUUUUAUUCUGUCAAACAGAAGCAGCCGCAGUCUCCACAGGGUAGCCCUGAAGAUGAUACGUUAGAGCAGGUUACAUUUAUGGACAGUUCAGGGAAGAGUCCGGUAACUCCUGAGACGCCUACCUCUGAGGAGGUCAGCUACGACCUGAACUCCAGAGCUCCUGAGCCUAUCAUCGGUUCCAUGGCUGGCAUGCCAAGCCCAAUCCCAGAGGAGUCAGAGGAAGAGGAGCAGCCCAAGACAUUCAUUUUCAGAGAAGUACCAGCAGAAAAAGCCAAGUCAGAGCCUUCAAAAAGAAAACAAGACUCGAAUGGAAAAAGGUCCAAAGACAAGCGCAUAGCAUACAUUGAGUUUCCACCACCACCGCCUUUAGAAACUGAGCAUGCUGACCCUGAAAAGAGGGGGUCGUGUCCUUCCUCAGAAGCAGAAACAGAGAUGAUGGAGGUGAACCUACAAGAGGAGCAUGACAGACAUCUCCUUGCAGAGCCAGUAAUCAGAGUCCAGCCUCCUUCCCCUCUUCCACCUGGAGCUGACAACAGUGAUUCUAGUGAUGAUGAAUCUGUUUUUCAGCCUGCCCCCCUCAAGAAGUACACCUUCAAAAUGGCAGAAGAGUGUGAGAAACGUGUUAAGCCUAAGAAACCAGAGAGAAACGGCUCCCACCACAAGGAAUCAGGUAUCAACGGCAUUGUUAAAGGAGAAGAGGUGGAAUGUGAACAGAAUGGAAAUGAUCAAUCUAUCACUGAUUGCUCGAUAGCAACGACUGCUGAAUUUUCCCAUGAUACAGAUGCCACUGAGAUAGAUUCUCUUGACGGGUAUGACCUACAAGAUGAGGACGAUGGACUGAGUGACCCUAAAACGUCCAGUCUGUCGAAUGAGGGAAAAGCAGGAGAUCGGUCUUUUAGCCAGAGCAAACUUGAAGUAAUUGAAGAAGAGAGCACACCAAAUGAGGAAACCGGGGAAAAGGCAAAAACAAAGAGGUCAUCUGGGAAAAAAUCUGACAAUGGGAAAGAGGACAAAAUCUACUCUUUAGAGGGAAGACACCCAGAUAGACAAGGUUUUACAGACAAUUAUUUCAAGUACCAGCUAGAGGAGGAAAUAAACACUACCUUUAAAACUGUGGCUACCAAAGGCCUGGAUUUUGAUCCAUGGUCUGGUAAAGUGGGAGAGGAGGGAGCUUUUGAUGCUAAAAACAAAGAUGACGAUCCGAAGCCAUGUGCUUUGUCAGUGGAAGACAAAUCGCAAGCAACCACGCCGGAUACCACCCCAGCAAGAACCCCGACAGAUGAGAGCACCCCAACUAGUGAGCCCAACCCUUUCCCCUUCCACGAGGGCAAGAUGUUUGAGAUGACCCGCAGUGGUGCUAUUGACAUGAGCAAGAGGGACUUUGUUGAAGAGAGACUUCAGUUUUUUCAGAUUGGUGAGCAUACAUCAGAUGGGCAGUCAGGGGACAAGGGGAAAGGGGGCAGGAAUGCGGGGGUAGUCGCCUCUCACUCAAAGGCAGGGGAAAGAGCUGUAGAGGGGAAGGUAGAGGAAACCGCAGAUUUAUCGCCCUCCAGAGGCAGCACAGUGCAAGGCAGUGCUGACUGCGUGGACGCACCUCCAUUCGCUGACACCACCUCAUGCACUGUCACAGCCUCCAAGGUCGACCCCAAAUUACGCACCCCCAUUAAGAUGGGCAUCGCCGCUUCCAUUACUAUAAAGAAAGACCCUGGCUCAGCUGAACUGACUGAUGUUAAAACUGAGUCCUCAGACAGUCAGAUGCCGGAAUACAUUAGCUUGGAGUCUCAAUUAGCUGAAAGUCACUUUGAUAGCAGGCACACUAACUCUUCCCCGACUGGCAGAAAAGAUUACCCAUCAGAAAACUACAAUAACAACAAUAAUUUAGAGUCCUCCAAUGUGCAGGCCAACUACAUCCAGUGUGGCAGUGUAGUGUUCAAUUUGCAGUCAUCUUCUGAACCCACCUUGCAGAAAGCUAGUAGAAUAGAAGCUCAGUUCUGCAGGGAGUCUUUGGAGAAAGUGGAGAAGGUCAGCGCUGAGAGUCCUCAGACUAAGGUAGUCUCAGAAAACAGGCAGCCCAAGUCUAGGCUCCCAGUCAAGGCAGCAGGGUUCAGUUUUAACACGCUCAGUUCAGGGAAGCAGAAGCCUAAACAGGUUGUGAGGCCAGAGGCAAGGAAAGUAGACCCUGCAUCCAUAAUGCCUGAGCCCAAGUCUAGAAUACCUGUCAAGGACAUCAAAAGAAAUGGUGCAGUUUACUCAGCUGUCACAGCUCAGGUAGUUCCAAGGUCAAGUAAGCUCACAGAGCCAGAGAGAUCCGUCAGACCAGUAGUUCCCUCCAAGCUGCCUUUCAAAGACAGGCCAUCUGGUGCUUCCGGUGGUUCAGUUAGCGAGGUGUGUAGGCAGUCGAUUGAGUUCUUAAAGAACGUUAGCGGAGAAGCAAUAAAGGUGGCCGAACGACUUUCAGACGAGGAGAAACAGACACAGGGAGAGCAGUCGCAAUCGGAGGAGGACAGCAGCACAUCACGAAGCACCUCACUAUCGGACCCCUCUCAGUCCCAGCCCUCCCUCUCCGCUGGCUCCUCCCGAGGGGUCACACCCUCGAGGACAAAGGUCACAAGGGCGGCGGGCAGUGAGAGGAGGAGGAGUAAGCGGACUGGAGGAGGGAAGGAGGGCAGUAAGAACGAAGGGGCUCGCAGGUCGCCCCCCGUCGCGGAGAUCAAGCCUAGUCCACAGAGUCCCUGUGAGAGAACAGACCUUCGCAUGGCCAUUGUUGCUGAUCACCUGGGACUAAGCUGGACAGAGCUGGCUCGAGAGAUGAAUUUUUCUGUGGAUGAGAUAAACCACAUCCGCACAGAGAACCCAAACUCUCUCACAGCCCAGAGCUUUAUGCUCCUUAAGAAGUGGGUCAGUCGGGAUGGGAAAAACGCCACAACGGAUGCACUGACGGCUGUCCUGACUAAAGUGAACCGGAUGGAUAUUGUGACUCUGCUGGAAGGGCCCAUAUUUGACUAUGGUAACAUUUCAGGCACCAGAAGUUUUGCAGAUGAUAGCGCUGUGUGCCAGGAAAAGGCGGAUGGUUUCCACAACAUCCUGGCUCAACUGCAGUCAACUACCAACCCCAUCCCCACCACACCCCCUAUCUGCCCCUCUAUGUCUGAUGACAUCGAACCCAUCUCAGAUUUGCCCCUUGACCCUCCCCCUUAUUGCCCCUCCUGGGGAAUAGAGCGGUACAGCGAGGACGAGUCUGGCGGAAUCACCCCAGCCAGACCCUGCGACCUGCCCCUGUCCAAACCUGUAAACCAGCCUCACGUAAUCUCUGAAACAACUGCCGAAAUACACGCACACAUGCUCUCCCCUGAUCCACAUGCACAAUCUCAGCUUCCUCCUGACAACCCCAAAGUCACAACACAGCUUUCAGCUGUCACAUGUGACCCUGACUCACACCUUACCCCUGAGCUUUCUCCCCUAGACCAUGAUGAACCUCCUCUAAACCCCUUGGUUUGCUCUGUACCGCUCCAGUCUGUCCCCAAAACAGACCCACCCACAACCAGGAUCGAACAGGACCAGCUUGUACAGCAGCGGUCUCAACAAAAGGAACAGAGAGAAGAAAAUGAGAAAAAAAAGUCUUUUCACUCACAACAGAAAUCGUCCUCUCCAGUGGAACAGACUGAACUAGCACACAAGGGAAAAGAAGAGUGUAAGAGUUCCUCAUCAUCAUUACUACCAUCACCAUUAGAAGAAGCAAAAGUUAACAUGAGGGAAGAAGAGAGAGUGAUUCUGACAGAGAUCAAAAGUCAUGAUGAGUCUCCUUUGCGACCCUGGGCAGAAGUCCUCAGGGAGUCUGGCUCAGGAGGAGAGGAGGAAGAGGAGGAGGAAGCCGAGAAAAGACAGGAGUGGCCAGAGGUGACAGGAGGCCACGUCGCAGAGAGGGAGAGGGAAGUGAAUGAGGAGAUGACUAAGGAGAAAGUGAGAGAGGUAGCGAGAGGUGUUGAACAAAUUGAGUCUGAGUUGUGCUCGCUUUCCGCAGGCUGGCUCACUGAGACAUCGGAGCAGCCCGCUUCAGGGCGGAGUCACGGGUCAGACUUCAUGGACAGACAGGACAACAGUCAGGAGAACUCCAGUGACUCCAUGACAUCGUCAUCCAGAGCGGAUUCAGGAAAACCUCGACAAAACGGCGAGCACUCCGACACCAUACCCCGCAGCUCAGCGUCUCAGGAAUCAGCCAAUGGUGUGAAAGCAGGGGCGGGCAAACAAGAAGGAGCUCUGAUUGCUGAGCACAAAGUCCAGCAGCGGUUAUCAACAGAGACCGGCCUGGAUGAAGAGCGUACCGUCACCACCAAAGUGUUUCGUAGACGUCUCAUUCUCAAGGGAGAGGAGGCGCGGAACAUUCCUGGAGAGUCAGUUUCAGAGGAGCAGUUUAUUGAUGAAGAUGGAAACAUCAUCACCAGAAAAGUCAUUCGAAAGGUGAUUUGCCGUGUGGACACUCCCACUCCUGAAAACCAGGACUUGGGGAGUGGUGUGGGGUCACAGGGAGACCCUGCUACCCUGGGGAAGAGCCACGUACCCCUGGUCCCUGAUAUCCAAACCCAUCUCGCUACAUAUGCUGAGGGAGAAGUUUCCAAGGUGAGGAAGAAGGAAGAAAAACGUUCAGAGAGAAAACAUCAUUCAUAAAUGUGGCUUCACAACUAUAGGCAGGUUUGCAGGUAUAUUUCUGAUCUGUUUCCUGAGCGGCGGGGCCACAAGAGCCGAAAAGAGACAUUUGGCCUGAAAAAAACAUCUACAGCUUCCACUCUGAAACGCAUGGUCUUCAGAGAGACAGAACUUUGACCUAUCCGCUUGCGCAUGAGCAUGCAUCACACUGCAGACACACUUCCUGUUCCAAGGGGGUCUUGAUGAAUUCUAUUUCCUGAGAUGGGUCCCGGUGAAUUCUACUUCCUCUCUGUGUUGGGUCCUGCGUAAUUCUACUUGCUCUUUCUGGGGGACCUACGAGAUUACACUUCAUUCGUCUUGGUGGUUAAUACCUGUGCUGACCUGGACCAUCAGGAAAUCAGAAACUGUUUUGUGUGCCAUGAAUAUCCGAUGAAUAAAUGAGAGGGGUAUAUUCAAAUGACCCUUCAAACCGUAUACUCACAAAUUUCCCCCGUGACCAAAGAUGGCACAAAAGCUCUUUUUCGUGUUUUAGGGGGGAAAAUACAAAACAAUAGAUGCUGUUGAACCACACCUUACAUUCGCCUUACACGUUACCGUGGACCCAUGACGUCAGGAGGAGGAUCCCUGUGUUUUAUUUUUUAUUUAUAAAACAAAAAUAAAUUAUGUGGUGGACUUUUCUGUACAUAAAUCACAAUAUGUAAAAAAAAAAUCAAAUACAGUUUAGUAGUUAGGUUUGGCGAAAGCACCGCAGACAUACACUUUACAAGUGCUUUCGACAUUUUAAAGACAGUGAAACUUCACAUGCUCUUGUAUAAUUAAUUAUUAUAGCAGGUAUGUUUGUAUAUGAGAAAAGUUGGUUCGGUUUUCAGGGGACAUUUCCUUAAAAUCCUCUGCGAAUUUCAACGAUUCCCAAAAUGGGAAUUUAUCGAAUUCUGUGAAGAAGUCAAACAGAGGACUAAUAUUUUGAUGCAUGCAGUUCACCUUAUUUUAAGAACCUUUUUUCUAAGUUUGCAAAACACUGUAUUUAAAAAAGACGAGUAAGAAAAGACUUUUUCUUGUGGACACAUACAACAUGUCUCAACUUUUAUAUUCCAAAUGUCACCCUACAAGCGUCCAUCAUGUAGAAACGGUUACGUGUGAAAAGCUCUAACCAGACUGCUUCCUUAGGACUUCGGUGUAGUGUCUGUUAUCUUUCAUAUGGAAGACGGCGUCCGCUGAUGUUAGCCUGAGCGCUGCGAGUUAAGAGGUGUUCAGAAUGUAUAUGCUAGUAAUCAGCAUCUCUGUUCAACUAUCACUGUAUCAUGUGUAUUGGCUGUACAAUGUAGAGGUCUCUCUUUGUCUUAAGGCUGUUUGUAAUCAUUAUAGGAAUGUCUUCGGGGUUUUUUCUUUCUUUCUUUCUUUCUUUCUGAUUGCUGAGGUUUUAAAAUAAAAUUUUGGCAUUUCGUUUCAGGUUAAGUUAAUAUUAACAUUUAACAUUUUCAUCUGGAGUCACACUUAUGGGAUGUCUUUAGACCUUUAUUACUUGUAGAUUUAAUAGCUUAUGUAUUACAAAUGACACACACUGGAUGGUCAUUCUAAUUUUAAGUAUUACAAGAAAUCCAAUUUCGGAACUGUGUGAUAUAUUUUAGACCAGCGAGUCGAUGUGUUGCAGUGUUCUGCAUCGGUUUUUGAUAAUAUAGGAUUUUCUUUAGCGAUUACUUUCUGUUUGUUCGUUUGUUUCGUUUUCCUCCAAUAGAGUCUUUUUAGCUUGUGGUGUGUAUGGUGUGAAAAAUCCUUUUAGUGUGCUGAAUUUUGCUAUGGCAGUGAGAUCUGAAGGACCCGGGAAACUAGGUCACGAUGGGGUGUGGUUCUGCUUCCCUGUUACAUGUCAAUCAAACUGUGGGAGGGGCCUGACACGGUCCAUUCAGUUGGUUUUGUUUAAUAUAAUAUGUUUUCACCUGAGCAACAUUUUUGAUGUACAAUUCUUACAAUGAGUGAAGCCAUUUAAAUGUAACUAUAAUAGCACUUUGGUUAUUGGAGGUCUUCUCUUUUAGAAACUAGCAGCUAUGAUGCCACCAUAAUGUUUCAAAUGUCUUACAAAAAUCUGAUUUAAAAAUAAAAUAAACGCAUUGAUUUUGCAAACCUA
Labeo rohita (rohu) is the source of this 16165-nucleotide messenger RNA. It is a transcript of the gene ank3a, whose product is annotated as ankyrin 3a. Gene Ontology annotation, cellular component: T-tubule. Gene Ontology annotation, biological process: protein localization to T-tubule; signal transduction; regulation of cardiac muscle contraction. The record is from RefSeq and is a predicted model, not a curated record. Lineage: Eukaryota; Metazoa; Chordata; Actinopteri; Cypriniformes; Cyprinidae. Gene Ontology annotation, molecular function: protein binding.